Messenger RNA from Anastrepha obliqua, 732 nucleotides. RefSeq lists its product as uncharacterized. The coding region runs from base 243 to 626 and encodes 127 amino acids. Lineage: Eukaryota; Metazoa; Arthropoda; Insecta; Diptera; Tephritidae. The record is from RefSeq and is a predicted model, not a curated record. Gene Ontology annotation, biological process: negative regulation of biosynthetic process. The transcript has 4 exons.
AUUUCAAUUCUCUGAAAAUUUUGAGUGAGAAUCUUUAGUACGCCAAGAAAAGAAAAAUAGUAAAUUAAUAGAAAAAUCGGGUGGAUUCGCAAUUUUUACACAAAUUUCGCAAAUCGAAAAAUAAAUAAAUAAAAAAUAUUAGCAUAUUCAGAAACUGGUAAACAGGAAUGUGUCGAAAAGCUACGUGAAAUAAUAAGAAAGUUGUCACAAUCAGUACAGCUGCCGCCAUCGCUGUUGGACAAAUGCCUUACAUUAUCAUACGCGGCAACUUAGCGUCAUACAGCCAUAAAUACCCGUGGCGUGUGUUGGUCUCCGGGCUAAAAGCGGAUGAAAUUGAGCAGUUGAAUAAAUUUUCGUGCGGCGGUUAUAGCGAUGAGACAACAAUAGUAUAUCUGGUACAUCCAUGUCGAAUCUUAUCUGCGCUUGAGAUUUUAGGUUUUCGCGUGGUCGCCUCUUCAUCAACAGCGGUGAAACAGGACUAUAACGAAUAUAUGUGGACAAUGCGAAAAGAGUUCCAUGAACCAGAACCGCUUGAAACAGAAUCCGUUGUGCGUGAAAAUCUUUCAAAUAUAGGACGCGAAGCAGCUGGGUUAGGCAACUAUCAUAAAGUCGAUUCGCCCGAAUAAAAGAAUUUAUAGCAAAAAUAUACAAAAAUUAAAAGUUGUUAACGAGCCCCUGAUCUCCCUGCCACGCAAAAUAUAUACAGAAAAAAAAACAAAAAAACAAAUACAA